Effrenium voratum is the source of this 875-nucleotide messenger RNA. The record is from the annotation of a GenBank genome assembly. Lineage: Eukaryota; Dinophyceae; Suessiales; Symbiodiniaceae.
AGGCAUUGGCUCGGCUUAUAGCUUGCUCAGCUGGAUGUCUACCGGCUAUGGCGCUGACUCAAUGGCUUGCGCUGCUGUCGAUCUGCCGUGGCUACAAAAUUGGCAUCGUAACGAUGCACGACGAAGCCGUUAUGUCCUACGCAAACAUGACGUCUUUAGCAAAUCAAAGGUACGCUGAUCGACAUGGAUACGGCUUUCACGCCUUGAACCACACCAUUGACACACUGCGGGUUCCACAUUGGACGAAGAUCUAUGCCAUGCUGAUCCAUAUGGCGGACUAUGACUUCGUCUUCUGGAUCGAUGCCGAUGCCAUGUUCUAUGAACAGAGCUUGCGUCUGGAAGAGGUGCUUCAAGUCGACGAACACCCCGAGGCGCAGAUCUGGGCGCAAGAUAUUUGGCCAGACUAUCCUUCGAUUCAUCGCAAAGAACUGAUGGAUGGAGCCACGGUUCUGCUGCGCAACAGCCUGUGGACACGUCAGUUUUUGGUGGAGAUGUAUCACUACCCUCCCUGCUUGGACGUGUUGAAUUUCACGGAGCAGUGGUGCCUUACUCUGGCUUAUGAGGGCGACCUGAUGGGGAUGCGCUCCAAGACUGUGAUCUUGCCCACUCCGCGCAUCAACCACCAUCGGCUUCCAGGACGCUAUGAGAACAGAUCUCUUUUCAUUCUACACCUGGCUGGGCGAUCGACCAAGGCGAGGGCGAGGCACUUUAAGGUCAUCCACGAGCAGGGCGAGCAGAUGUUUCAGGAGCCGCGCUAUGGGUCCUUCUGGGACUUUCACCAGCUCUUUGCGCGCCAUGACUUUGGCAAGUUGGCCAAUAUGCAGCUGUGCCUCUUCGGCAUCGCCGACGGGCACCAGGCCAUGAUGGAAGCCAUG